Tribolium castaneum (red flour beetle) is the source of this 1634-nucleotide messenger RNA. RefSeq names its product E3 ubiquitin-protein ligase sina. The record is from RefSeq and is a predicted model, not a curated record. Gene Ontology annotation, molecular function: ubiquitin protein ligase activity; zinc ion binding; ubiquitin conjugating enzyme binding. Gene Ontology annotation, cellular component: cytoplasm. Gene Ontology annotation, biological process: proteasome-mediated ubiquitin-dependent protein catabolic process; multicellular organism development. NCBI's taxonomy places the organism in Eukaryota, Metazoa, Arthropoda, Insecta, Coleoptera, Tenebrionidae. The transcript has 3 exons. Bases 140 to 1618 code for a protein of 492 amino acids.
AGGUUUUUCGUUCAAAAAAUUUUUGUUUCGAAAUUGGGGUUAUCUGACCUGUCACUUCUUAACUUAUAUUGUGCAAAAACAGCAUGAUAGCCAGUUCAAAUGUGGUCAUUUAGUGUGGAGUCGCAGCAGGGUUUUGGAUAUGGCAGAACAAACCCUAACUCAGUUCACAGACAAGCUACUUUCGGAAAAAAUAUUCAGUUGUGCUGUUUGCGAGAAACUGCUUACGCUCCCGAUAGUGCUGAUAGAAGAUGUGGGGAACGUUUGCCCCAAUUGUUGUGAGGACAGGGACUGGAAAGGGCUGCACAAUGUCAAGCUGGAGAUGAUUUUAAAGGAGCUUCAAAUCCCGUGCAAGUUUCAGUCAACGGGUUGCAAGAAAAGGGUUCAUUUCAGUGCUUUAAACGAGCACGAAAGUAACUGUAAGUUUCAUGAGAAACCUUGUUUGUUGUCACACACCGGUUGUGAAUGGACAGGAGUCCAGAGCGAUUUUCCUAGUCACUUUAACGAAUGCCACUCUGAGCAUGUGAUAGCAAACCCUCAGAGCUUCUUUGUCAUUGAGAUCAACAUAAACGAGGAAACGAACGUAACGAAGCUGCUCAAAGGCAAGCAAGAGUGCAUAAUAAUUGUGAAAAAAGAUCGCGAAGAUUUGUUGCACACAAUCUGUGAUGUAAAAAACACUGAAUGUAAUUAUGAUUGUACUAUCAAGCAUUUCGGACAAAGUAGCAACUGCGUUGAAACAAAGUGCAAAGUUUCAUCAUUCAGUAGCAUGCACACCACAAGGAUUAACUUAGCGGCUUUGAAACAGAUGACCGAGGCCGCUGAUGUGGUCACACUGCAAAUAAAAAUGUCCACGCAGAACGAAGCCGCGGAAUUUGAUGAAAAAGUCCUCCAAUAUUUCGAAUGCCCCGUUUGCAAAAUGCUGAUGAAGCCGCCAAUUUAUCAGUGCAAGUUCGGCCACAGUUUUUGUAGCAACUGUAGGCCAAGAUUGGAAAACUGUCCGAAUUGUCGCGCCCUGUUCGGAACCACGAGAAAUUACGCCUUGGAAGGCUUGACUGCAGGAAUCAGUUAUGCGUGCAUGUACCACCAUCUGGGGUGCGAGGAGAUGCUGCCAGCUCAUGAUUCGGGCAAACACGAGGCGAUUUGUCCGUUUAAACCGUACCCCUGUCCUUUGGACGACUGUUCAUUUAAGGGAACCCACUCGAAUAUUGGAAAACACCUGGAUGAGAAUCACAAGGAUAAAGUCAUUGCGGCCGAUUUCUACAAAACUACCGUGGAGUUUCGUUUGGAGCAAAUGAUCGACUUUUACAACUUCCACCAGAAGUAUUACAUGGUGUUUGAUGAAAAUAUAUUUAGACUGAGUUUCAAGCGCAAUUCAGAUUAUAGUUUCUGGGCGGUUGAAGUGUUGCGUAAAAAGGAAGAAGACGCUGUUUUUAUUUACGAAAUUGGAAUCAUUGAUAUGAGAAAACCUGAUAGAAGACUGAUAAGAUGCGAUGUGUGCUUUACUGAUACUAAUUCUGAAGAACUGUUUAAAAAGUGUAUUUUGUUUCCGAAUAAUAUCCUGGCUUCUUAUGCUUGUAACGGGGUGUUUACAUACUAUUGUCAAAUACGCAAACGGCAAUAAAUUGCAAAGUACAAAA